Molecule: messenger RNA, 654 nt
Organism: Cryptomeria japonica (Japanese cedar)
Lineage: Eukaryota; Viridiplantae; Streptophyta; Pinopsida; Cupressales; Cupressaceae
Product: cytochrome P450 716B1-like
Exons: 3
Coding region: 1-654 (217 amino acids)
Biological process (GO): sterol metabolic process
Molecular function (GO): oxidoreductase activity, acting on paired donors, with incorporation or reduction of molecular oxygen; iron ion binding; heme binding
Source: RefSeq, a predicted model, not a curated record
AUGGCUUUAGAGAUGCAAAAGGCGGGGAGAGACUAUUACUUGAGCGACGAGGAGAUUGCAGACAACUUGAUGGGUUUUUUAAAUGCAGGUUAUGGUACUACUGCCUCCGCUUUCGCCACGAUCCUUAAGCUCCUCUCUCUCUCUCUACACGUGUUGCAACGCCUUCGUAAAGAUUGUGAAAAGCUCAGAGAUAGUAAGAAAUUGGGAGACCCUCUUACUUGGAAUGAUAUUAAAGGUGUGGAAUAUUUGAGAAAUGUAAUAGCAGAAGGAAUGCGCGUUGAGCCCUCUGUAAUUGGAGGAUUCAAGCAAACAAAAAUAGAUGUCGUAUAUGGUGGAUAUAACAUUCCAAAGGGGUGGAAGGUUCAUUAUUCUGUCAGACAAACAAGCAGCAAGGAGGAAUACUUUGACAAUCCAAAAAAGUUUAAUCCAGAUCGCUUUAGCGAGCGACAUGAGCCGUUUUCCAACAUCCCUUUUGGACAGGGAAAUAGAAUAUGCCCAGGAAAUGAGUUUGCAAAGAUAGAAAUGGAAUUAUUUCUGUAUCAUUUAGUGUUGAGAUAUGAUUGGGAUUUGAUAGAAAAUGAUGAACCCAUUAUCAUCUCCUUCAAUCCUCAACCCAAACAUGGUUUGCCUUUGAGGCUUAAAACAAUAGUCUAA